Messenger RNA from Paramecium octaurelia, 348 nucleotides. The record is from the annotation of a GenBank genome assembly. NCBI's taxonomy places the organism in Eukaryota, Ciliophora, Oligohymenophorea, Peniculida, Parameciidae.
AUGAUCUAAUUAAAUUCAAGUCCUCUGAUUGGACCUAAACCGAUCUUUAUGUAACCUCUAGAAUCUUAUCAAAAUCAUGAUAUUGACGACACUCAAUGUACUGAUGACUUUAAUAAUAAAUUUUUAUCAUAAACCAAUAACUCUCUACAAGAAACUCCAUAUAAUAAGAAUGAGAGAAAUGACUAAAGAAAAGAUGAUAAGAAAAAGGUGAAAUUUAAUCUAAAUAUUGUACACUGUCAAUUCAAUCAGAAAGAGCCUGCGAUUGCCAUUGGAAAACUAGUUUAAAAGUUGAUAAAUUAGAAACCUAAUUUAGAAUGGGUAAAUCCACAGAUCUCAAAGAUAUAAUGA